This is a messenger RNA of Lytechinus variegatus (green sea urchin), 1633 nucleotides long. RefSeq names its product allograft inflammatory factor 1-like. Gene Ontology annotation, molecular function: actin filament binding; calcium ion binding. NCBI's taxonomy places the organism in Eukaryota, Metazoa, Echinodermata, Echinoidea, Temnopleuroida, Toxopneustidae. Gene Ontology annotation, cellular component: actin filament; ruffle membrane. The transcript is spliced from 7 exons. Gene Ontology annotation, biological process: actin filament bundle assembly; ruffle assembly. The coding region runs from base 308 to 715 and encodes 135 amino acids. The record is from RefSeq and is a predicted model, not a curated record.
GUAACAAAUCAUGCGUGCACUACACAAAUGCAUUACAUAAAUGGCCUAAUUCAUCAUAGACGUCCAUUCCAUAUAAUUCAGUUUUGUGGGAUGUUGAUGGUUAAGACCUUUGGCUCUUAGGAUCAGCUGCAUCGAUCGAGACUGGAUUGAGUGCCUCUUCAGACAAGGAGAGAUCAAUAGUGCGGAUCGCUUUGAGGUAUAUGGUGAUCACCAGAGGACUAAACCAAAACAGUAGGUAAAAUUUAGCCACAAGACUGCAAGUUAUACCCGCUGAUUGAUAACUAUCAUCUUCGAGCUCUCGACCACAAUGGCAACGCUGGGAGCAACAAAACAACUAGGAACUGAACAGGCGCUGGAUGAGAUUGUUAAGACAUUUGAAACGAGCGGGGACUAUGCUGACGUAGAGGGCCUGGGAGAGCUCCUUCAAGAAUAUAAAAAACAGUUCAUGGAAUUCGAUGAGGAUAGAAGCGGAGACAUCGAUAUUAUGGAAUUAAAGAGAAUGAUGGAAAAGUUGGGGCAAGCGAAAACUCAACUAGAAUUGAAGAAGAUGAUCGCCGAGUGUGACCUUGACAAUAGCGGAACUAUAAACUUCGAAGAAUUCUUGAUCAUGAGGUUGGGGAAAAAAUCAAGCAUACUGAAAAUUAUUCUUACGUUUGAGGACAAGAUGAAGGGAAUGGAAAUGUCUGGAGGAUCUGCUUCGAAGAGGGACCCAUAAAGAAUAUUAAGGAGUCAGCCCCCCUUCCCCCAAGUCUAGAUGAUUGGGACUACUUCUCAGAAUUUACUUUUUUCUUUGGAAUUAGAUAUCGCCAAUAAUCCUGGCAAAUAAGAAAGUUAUGAUUCGAAUUUAAUGAUACGAUACACCCAAACCAAGCUAUUGGAAUAAUUCCCGCCAGGAGAUUGAUGUCUGCUGCGUUUUUACGUAGUUAUAAUAAUGAUAAUAAUAAAAAAAUAAUCUUAAAAAUAAACUGGUAAAUCCGUGUCUUUAUUGGCAGAAAAACCACUCAACUCAAAUAGUUCAUAAUGACUGCAGGGGCCGCGGAACGGUUUUGAAAGUGUGAAAAGUAAUUGUAAAUUUAACAUUUCUUCAAUUUCUUAAUUGUAAUUGUAACUGGGAGAAAGUAAUUGAGCCUAAUCCUGGCUUCCAUAGUAGUUUCCGAAGUUGAAAAAUGUAUUUUAGUUGUAACUCUCUAUGAGCCAGUCCCCUCUUGAUUAUGGUGAGGAUAUUAAAGGGGAACUUUUCACCAUGACGAAAAUUUGGAAGUAGAAAUACCAGAAAACAAAUAUUCAGAAGAAAAUCCAUCAAAUAUUGAGACAGUUAUUGGAAUGUUAGGUUAUUGAUUUGUGACGUCAUAUACGAGGCAGCUGCUCUGUUAUGCUAUAAUGGCAUUAUGUUUUUCAAUGGUUCAUGAUGUCUAAAAUAAAAACUUUCUGGAGCGGGUGUGACAUGCUGUCUGUUGAUAUUUUGAAGGUACAAUAAAAACUAUUAUCUUGUUUUUGAGCAUAAUAGCAUUGAUUUUUUUUUUACUUCACGAGACACAAGAAGCUGCUUGCGUACGACGUCACAAAUCAAAAGAUUAAAAUUCUAAUAACGCCUUAUGGUUUACGAUUGGUCUGCGACUCAAUUUUGGAAUAA